Molecule: messenger RNA, 951 nt
Organism: Penicillium odoratum
Lineage: Eukaryota; Fungi; Ascomycota; Eurotiomycetes; Eurotiales; Aspergillaceae
Product: transporter YIP1
Exons: 2
Coding region: 1-951 (316 amino acids)
Biological process (GO): vesicle fusion with Golgi apparatus; endoplasmic reticulum to Golgi vesicle-mediated transport
Cellular component (GO): trans-Golgi network
Source: RefSeq, a predicted model, not a curated record
AUGGCUCAAUAUUACCCCCAACAACAGCAGCCGGGCUACGGCCCUCAAGGCUCCGCACAGAACCUCCAGUUCUUCCCCUCGUCCUAUUCCUCGGUAUCCGGCCACACGACCCCCUCACAAGCCUCAUACGGCGCUGGCUUUGGUGGCGCUCCCAAUCCUUCUGCACAAGCCUACCCAGGGGGUGGAUAUGGAGGCUUCGGCUCUCCGGCUGCUGGCGUGAGUGGCAGGAUGGGCGAGCAGAGUGGUUUGCGGACAGGCUGGUUAGCCGCGUUUGGAUCUGAGGGAUAUGAUGGAGAACCGUCUUUACAAGAGGAGUUGGGAAUCAAUCUCGGUCACAUUAAAACCAAGACUCUGACCGUACUAAACCCAUUCGCUUCCAUCGACAACCAUUUAAUGGACGACAGUGAUCUAUACGGUGCCCUGCUCUACGUCUUUCUAUACGGUCUCUUCCUCCUCCUUUCCGGAAAGGUGUUCUACGGCUACAUCUACGGAGUCGCAGUCUUUGGAACUGUCUCCUUACAUCUUAUCCUGAGUCUCAUGUCACCCAUCCUAGACGGAGCUCCAACUCCCAACGCCGCCGACCCCACAAACUACAACCCGCACCACAAGCCCUCUAUCUCUGGCGUCUCCGCCGCUGGUCAUUUCUCUGCAACCCUGACCUUUCCCCGCUCGGCCAGUGUCUUGGGAUACUGUUUCCUUCCACUUGUGCUGACUGCUGCUAUUGGUAUUCUGCUCCCUAUGGAUACCAUGUUCGGGUACCUCUUGACCACCGCUGCGGUGGGCUGGUGCACCUACAGCUCGUCUGGAAUGUUCUGUGCUGUUGCACGCAUGAGUGGUAUGCGUGGCUUGGUGGCAUAUCCAUUGGCGUUGUUUUACGUUGUCUUUGGUAUUAUGGGUAUUUUCUCCUCACGCGGUACGGGUACUCUGGCUGCGAAAACGGGUGCUGCUUAG